AUGUCUCUUCUUAAAAAAUUUAUCUGCUGCGGCAAUCCAGAUUCGGAAACUGACAAUACUUCACCUAAUGGGCCAAGUUUAAACAUAAACAAUACUCCUAUUACACCAGUUGAUCCUGAUCAUGAUCUUGAUCCAAUUGCUGAGAUUACUUACGAAAAAACAUAUAAUAAGAAAACUUAUAUGGCCAGCGCAUUAGAUACUGCAAGCUCCGUAUUAGUACCUUUUUCAAAUUUUUUACCGCUUAUAACGGAGGUAACCCAAGUAUUUAAUGAAAUAAUAAAAAUAUAUCAAACAGCUGAACAUAAUAAAAAAAUAUGUGGGAUAUUGUUGGAUAGAGUUCAAAUAGCUGACACUGCCGUAAGGAAUUUGAAAAAUCGUAGAGAUGAAAAUGUAGAUUUUUUUUCAAAAUUUAAUUUUGUUCAUCUACAAAAAUUGGUUCAUGUCGUUGGUAGAAUACGUAAGCUUGUUGAAGAAAUUUCUCAGUUAACAGGCUUAUCCAAGUAUAUUCAAGCUAAAAGUAUUGAGAGCGAUGUAAAAGAAUUAAGUAGUGAGUUUGAUUCCACUAUACAAGCAUUACACUUUUCUCUGUCAAUCGAUUUUAGUAUCAAUGCUGACAAAGAUAACGCAAUUAUUAAGUCCGAUAUCAAAGAGCUUCUCCAGUAUCUUGAUGAUAUCGGCAGUGGUGUAACUGACAACAAUCAUAUGAUCUCGGGUAUGGUCGUGCAGUUGAGUGCACUUAAUAAAUCAUUGACGGAAUCUAAAUCAACAAAUACCGAUAUAUUCAAGAGUGAAUUACUAGAAUAUAAUGAUUUUGAAGAACAAGAACCUGAGGGUUAUCAAAAACAUUUAAAAAAUGUUAAAAAAUUUAGGAGAAGAAAGUAUGGAUUGAAUGACUUUGUUGCAUUAAAGUUGGUUACUGUUAAAAAUAACAAUGAAGAAGAUAAAGAUAACUUUAGAAAGCAAGUAACAAUUUUAAAAAAAUUGGAUCAAUGUGAUUGUAUUAUUCAAUACUUUGGUUAUACAGCGUAUGAUGAUAAAUUCUAUUUGGUGACUGGAUGGGCCGAGUAUGGCAAUUUACGUGAAUAUUAUCAAAAUAAUCCACUUGAUGUUAAGCUGAAAUUAAGAUUUGCUCUUGAUAUUGCCAAAGGCUUAAAUUUCUUGAGCGCUGUUAAGAUUGUUCAUCGUGAUAUUAGAGCCGAGAAUAUCUUAAUUACCGAUCAUGAGACGGCAAAAAUUGCAAAUUUUAAAGCAAGCCGAGCAAUUACAGAUAGUACGACAAACCAAGCUGCAACUCUAGAAGCUGUACGUUAUUGCGCCCCAGAAAAAUUAGAAAGAAGGUCAAAAUACGAUACUAAGUGUGAAGUUUAUAGUUUUGGUAUACUACUUUGGGAGAUUGCCGAAGAAAAAAUUCCUUAUGAGAGAUAUAAUGAUAUCAUCGCUAUUACUGAGCGUGUUUGCAACGAACAAUAUCGUGAACCAUUUUCACUUGGUUCUUCUUUGCCAAUAGGAUAUCAAGAACUUGAAAAAAAAGCCGUUCAUCACGAUCAUAAUUUUAGACCUCAAUUUUCAAAAAUAUUUACCAUACUACAAGAUCUAUAUAAGAAAGAUGGUAGAUUUACUCCAUUACCUAGUCCUAAACUCAUGCCAAAAAGUGAAACUCUUGCAAAGGAUAUAAAUUUCGCAGAGUUUAACUAUAUGUCAGUAGAUGAAGCAGCGAAACAACAUAAACUUACGAAUGGAAAUCGCGAGUUAGCUUAUAAAUGUUUUGAAGCAAAUGCAGAAUUAAAUGAUAUGAAAGCAAAAUACUUCAAAGCGUAUUAUAUUCAACAAAAUUUGGUUAAAUUUGAUAUGGAUCAAACAACAAAAGACAAAUUAGUGGCAGAUUUAUAUAAAGAAGUAGCGGAUUCAGGUGAUUCUGAAGCUCAAUUACGUUACGGUAAUUGUUUAUUUAAAGGUAUAGGAGUUAAGAAGGAUUUAAUACAAGCUACCGAAUAUUUUACAAAAGCCGCCGAUAAUGGCCAAGUUGUUGGUAUGUAUAAUGCUGCAACUUUAUAUUUUUCUGAUAAUUCCGGUUUAAAGAAUGAAGUGUUGGGUGAAAAAUACAUGAGAUUAGCUGCUUAUAAACAGCAUAAACAAGCUAUUGAUUAUUAUAAAGAUAAGGGUUUGCCUUUGGUAAUUUAG
Molecule: messenger RNA, 2181 nt
Organism: Funneliformis geosporum
Lineage: Eukaryota; Fungi; Glomeromycota; Glomeromycetes; Glomerales; Glomeraceae
Source: the annotation of a GenBank genome assembly